Molecule: messenger RNA, 3182 nt
Organism: Oncorhynchus tshawytscha (Chinook salmon)
Lineage: Eukaryota; Metazoa; Chordata; Actinopteri; Salmoniformes; Salmonidae
Product: syntaphilin-like
Exons: 1
Coding region: 63-491 (142 amino acids)
Biological process (GO): neuron differentiation
Cellular component (GO): mitochondrion; cytoplasmic microtubule
Source: RefSeq, a predicted model, not a curated record
AGGAGGUGAGGUCAGUGGAGGAGGUGAGGUCAGUGGAGGGGGAGGAGGUGAGCUCAGUAGAGAUGGAGGAGGUGAGGUCAAUGGAGGAACGGCCCCACACCUCCCAGCCCAGGAGAAGUUUGUUACAACAGGAGGAGAUCGCUGGGGUGACGGUGGUAGAGGUUGAUGAUGAUGAUGAUGAUGAUGAAGAUCAGGCUCAGGGAGCAGUAGGGGGAGAAGAGGAGUCUACCUCGUCUGGGUCUGGACCAGCAGUGAAGAGCUACUGGAGCCGCCACUUCCUGGUUGACCUGCUGGCGGUGGCGGUACCCGUGGUGCCCACGGUGGCAUGGCUGUGCCGGGGGCCGCGGGGCGAUGCCCUGCCCAUUUACCACUUCGGCUCCCUGCUACGUGGCUGCUGCACCGUGGCCCUCAGCUCCCUGCGCAGGGCCGGAGGCGUUAGGCACUACCCCGCAGGCACAGGUGGGGGAGCCAUGGGAGGCACAGAGAUCUGAGACAGGCCCCAUGACACCCUGGGAGCUGCACACACACAACCCUGCCCUCUCUGGUCCUGGGUCGUCCUCCACCUGAUGUACUGGGUAAAGGAAUGAGUGGAGGAAUGAUUCUGAAGACAGGACAGCCUCCUAGCAAACCGUAUAACUCUCUCCUUUGAGCCUUGCUCCUGGUGACCUCUUCCACCUCCUCUGCUGGACUGAGAAGAGACACCAGGAUGUGUUGAACUGAAUGGUAGAACUGAAUGAUUGAAUGGACACUGAAUGACCUGAGGGUGUGAUUGAUGCUGAUUGUAACUCCUCUCUCUAGUGUGCAGGGAGACUGAACGGUCUGUCAGUCUCUGUGAGUCUCUUCAUUUGGUCCAGUUCAAUUUUGACUCGUGGUGUGUAAGUAUAUGUGCACACAAGGUGUGUGUGAGUGUGUUGCGUGUGUGUUCUUCUCUGUUGUGUCGAUGUGUAGCCAAAGCACCUGGAUGUCUGAAGGCAAUCACAGCUAUAGCUGUGCAGUAGUUGGUCUGCUCAUUUUGGAGUGAAUAAUGGGACAUAUGGCCUUUCCCGCCUAAAGGUACCAGGCAAGCUGCUGCUGUACAUUUCUGCUUCCUGUCACCGGUGUCCUAGAUUAACAAUCACUCUUGUAGCAUUCAGUCCAUGUCCACGGUCCAAGAGUUAAGUCAUUCCAGACCCAUGAACCGGAAACAUCUCAAGAAGGAAUCAUUUAUAGAGAUAAAAGAAUUCAAAACAAAGUUUAUUGUUCUGUUAAAAAUGGGGGGGGUAUUAUGGACUUGGUGUGAUGAUUGUCACGGUAAUCUGUUGUUAUUUGAAUGUUUGCAUUGAAAUCAAAUUAUGACUGAGUUGGCAGGAUUUUAGUGUCUUGUUAUUUUGGGCUGUAAUGAAUGUAAAGUCAUUGAGAUGUAAAAUAAUUGAAAGGCUGAGCAAGCAGGCGCUGUACUGUAAUGUUUUGGUAUUAGUCUUUGCUAGGGACUAAUGAGCUAACUGAUGUCCUAUAAGAUUGUGAUGCAACCAGCAAGAACAGUCCUUUGAGUUGAAGUUUAUUGAGUAGUUCAGAGAGGAAACAGGAACAAAUGUUGUCAUUUCUUUAGUCAUCCAUUCGCCAUUUUGUUCUGCACUAUUAUUCACUUUAUGAAGUUAAGCAAUUCCCUUUUCCCCAAUUGCUUGAAGUCAAGUUUGUGUUUCCAAAGUCUAAUACGUCUACGGUUUCCAUGGUAUCCAAAUUGGUAGUUACAGUCUUGUCUCAUCGCUGCAACUCCCGUACGGACUCAGAAGAGGCGAAGGUUGAGAGCCGUGUGUCCUCGGAAACACAACCCAACCGAGCCGCACUGCUUCUUGACACAAUGCCCACUUAAACCGGACUUAAACCAAAUGGGUCAGCGUGCGCUGCACCCGACCCACCACAGGAGUCGCUAGUGCGCGAUGGGACAAGGACAUCCCUGCCGGCCAAACCCUCACCUAACCCAGACCAAUUGUAAGCCACCCCGUGGGUCUCCCGGGUCGCGAACCCAGAAUCUCUAGCCUUAGACACCUUAUGUCUGCAGUUUUCCAUCAGAGUUUUUUGUUGUUGUUGUGUGCAAUAUCAUUUUGAUAUUCCAUAACUAUUCAAUACCUUUAUUAUGGGAUACGUUUCCAAAGCUAAAGUGAAAUAAUCAACUGUAACCAAGAAACAGUGAAUUUGAAUUUAGAUUGUAGCAUAGUUGAAGAUCCUGACCAUUACAGGCCAUUUACCUUUGAAUGCUGAAAAACAUUUGCCUUCCAUGACUUUCUUUCUUGUACACAAUAGUGUUUUACUGCUUUCUGUAAGGUGUGCUGGAUGUGCGUUUAUGUUGUUGCUCUGUAAUUCCUGUUCAUUUUCUUCUGCUUGACAAUCCCUCCUCUGCGUGGUUUUGCUUAUUGAACCUCUUCGCUAUGACUUCUGGCACCUAUAUGAGUAGUAAAAUCACAAACAGCAAUGACACAAUAGAUUGGCUGAUGAAUGGAUGAACUGCUUGAAGGCCUCUUUACACACGUUUCACUGUUGUCGUGUGCUUUUACAGCAGGUAUGUACAACUUCCACAGCCCUGUUGGGAUUUAGAGUAUCACUCGAUAUUCUGCAUUUGCUAUAAUUUCUCCCCCUUCAUGUAUCAUCAUCAUCAUCAUUACCUAUGAAUCCCCCCCGCCCCUACGUCAUUUGUGAGGCCUGCUUGGUAAGGCCUCUAAAUGUUUCAGUAAAAGCCAUAGGUGUUUGAGAAUAUCUCUAGCAGAAUCCCAAUCAUGAAAGUAUAGUGUGAGUGAUAAUCAUAUCGAUAUGCAUUUUAUAGACUGACUCAGCUGAAGUCUCCCCUGACAGAACAUGACGUGCAGGGCCAACCUCACUCAGGCUGGGAGUUAUUGAUCCAUCGCGAGUUCCUGCCCGACCUAGACUAGGAUGCGCUGGCGUUGCGUGCCACUUCAUCACACUGUGCAGUCUUGGCAUCAGAUUGCUACAUCAUAUGAUGUGGUUAGCUGAUAUUAUGUUAUAGACGUAUCCAGACAUUGUAUGAUCUGGUAUGAUCUGCAAUGUAGUCGGGCGGGAACUCAAUUAUUUUGUACAUUUCUUGAGCAAUUCACUGGUGUUUUUAAAGGGAAAAAAUCCCCUCGUAACUGUAUAUUUUGUUAUUUGUUUUCAUUAGUCCACUGUUGAUACGGUCCCAAAAUGUUUUA